AUUGCUCAGCCAGUGUAACUUCUUUUAAAUAGUCGCGAGGUUCUCAGCCUUCAUUAUAAACGCCGGUGAUAUGUACAUUCUUAACACCUUGAAAAGAGCAUAAUUGUUUUGUGUUCCUAGAAAUUUAUUAUGACACCAUGUGCCUUACCAAAAAUCAUGUCUGCACAGCUGAUGAUUACUGUAGUAUGCCUGCUAGGCAUUUUUUUUAAUCCGGUACGAACUCAAUCAAUACCAAACAUUGAUGUAUUAUUAGGACGCAUAUUUGACGACAAUUCGACAGAACUUAUACCAGAACCAAGAGUGGAUACCCCAGCUAAGAUUUGUGGCUUCGGCAAGGAAUGUGUAGCACGCAGUCUCUGCAAUGAAAAUGGAACGGUCAAUAUUUAUGGAAUAGAUAUGCUCAAUCUUCGUAUAGACGGAUCUAGUCCAUGCAAUUAUUUGGAAAGCUGCUGUGAUGUCAGCAAUAAGUUACAGGAGUCCAAACCACUGGAUGUGCCUCUAAGAAAUACUUGCGGUUAUCGCAAUUUUAAUGGCGUAUCUUUCAAAAUUGCCGGUGCUAAAAAUAAUGAGGCAGAAUUCGCAGAAUUUCCCUGGAUGGUGGCGAUUUAUGCAAAUGUUGGAAAUCAGAAGGUUUUCAAGUGUGGCGGUUCGAUUAUCGCACCAAACGUUGUUCUAACAGCGGCACAUUGUCUAUCGGACAAACAGACCGAACCAUUGAUGGUCCGUGCAGGCGAAUGGGAUUUAGAGACGACACUAGAACCGCUUAUACAUCAAGAUGCACGAGUUUCAGAAAUCAUAGCUCAUGAGUCCUUUAGUCGCAGUACCAUAUUUAACGAUAUCGCGUUGUUAAUUUUGGAAAAACCAUUUAAUUUGGCACCGAAUGUGCAACCUAUUUGUUUGCCCGAAGCGGGCACAACAUUCGAUAAAAAGCGUUGCUUUGCCACGGGUUGGGGUCAGGACAAGUUUGGUAAAAAGGGUGCAUACCAGCAUAUUUUGAAGAAGAUUGAGUUGCCUGUUGUACCGCACGCUAAAUGUCAAACGCAAUUGCGUGCAACGCGACUCAGUCGAUAUUUUCAGCUGGACAAUAGUUUCAUGUGCGCUGGCGGUGAACUGGGUAAAGACACGUGUACAGGUGAUGGCGGUUCGCCAUUAUCAUGCCCCGAUCCGAAUAAUCCGGAACGUUACCUUCUAGCUGGUGUUGUUUCCUGGGGUAUCGAAUGCGGAGUGGAAAAUAUUCCCGGCGUCUACGCGAAUGUGGCGCAUUUACGCGAGUGGAUCAUCGAAAAGCUGGUGGCAAAGGGAAUUGACACCAAGUUUUUUACGCCAUAAUACGUAUAUUUAGGAAUUAUACGUUAAGCCCUACAUAUACACCAGAGGUCAGUGCUAAGCUGUUAUUCGACUUAAACAAACUCUUAAUACUAUUAAAACGAAACCGACUCUUUAGAGAUCCCUUGUUUUAUUAAAGUAUAUAAACGGUACUAUUUGUAAAUAAAAAAUCGUAGUACUGUAUGUAAUAUACAGUAGUAAAGUACUACAAUUAACCAGCUUUACUAUUAUGUUAUGUAAAAUAAAUGUACUUUUUCUAUUUGGAAUCUAUACCAA
Molecule: messenger RNA, 1602 nt
Organism: Bactrocera latifrons
Lineage: Eukaryota; Metazoa; Arthropoda; Insecta; Diptera; Tephritidae
Product: tryptase-like
Exons: 4
Coding region: 130-1329 (399 amino acids)
Biological process (GO): proteolysis
Molecular function (GO): serine-type endopeptidase activity
Source: RefSeq, a predicted model, not a curated record